CUGAAAUUAAAAACCCUAAUUGGCUGAGACCCGCCUCUUUUUCUCUGAAAUAUUGAAAACCCUAAACUCCAACACAGAAGGCUCUCUCUCUCUCUCUCAUGGCUACGGCAGCGCGGGAAGAGACGCAGAAGCAGAAGCAGCCCUACGACGCCCUAGGUGCCGGCGGCAAGCUACGUAAGACGCCAUUUCAGAGGACCACCCGAACGACGCCGUAUGAUCGCCCCCUGUCCAACGGCGGCGGCUGGAUCUCCAAGCUCGUCGAUCCGGCUCAGAAGCUUCUCGCCUACAGCGCCCACCGCCUCUUCUCCACCGUCUUCCACAAACGCCUCACUCCGCCGCCGCCGCCUUCUUCCUCAGAAGCAGAGGUGAAUCAUGAAGCGAGGAUUAUGGACAAGGAGCAAGUUUCCAUGGAUCCUUCUGGAGCACUAAAAGGUGCCAUUGAGCAAACUAGUGGUGCAAGAACUGCCGCUGCUGGAGAUGGCUUUACCUUGGUUGAGCAAAUGUUGGAGCAGAAAACCUUUACCAGACCUGAAAUCAACCGAUUGAAAGAGCUCUUGUACUCAAGAACUGAUGAUAUAUCUAUUGAGAAUUUAGAGAAAAUAUCUGAAGCUAUACCUUCACUGCCAUUGGUAUCUCAUGGCCGAAAGGAGGACUUUGCUAAAACACCAUUGCAAGAUAAAAGUGCCAAUAGUAACCUUGUUUCAACCUCUGUUGUCAGUACAACUGUCCUUGACGAAAAUUUAGCUUCACCUGUUGAGCUGGCAAAAGCUUACAUGGGCAGUAGGCCUUCAAAAAUAUCUCCCCUAAUGUUAGGUCAUCGCAGUCAAGCAGCCUAUGAUGAUCCACAUAAUUCAAGAAGUGUGGCAUUUCCGUCCAUAUCAUCGUGUAUGUCGGUUGUUCCUAGAUUUCCUAGCAAUGGGGCAACACCAGAAACUGGUUUUGCAACGCCUAGGUCUCGUGGCAGAUCUGCAAUACACAGUAUGGCUCGUACGCCAUACACUCGAAUUCAGACCCAUAAUACACUGAAGGGUUUUGGGUCUACAGUUGAUUCUUACUGUGCACCAUCCUCAUCAUCUCGGUCUGUUUGGGAGCAGAGUCAACCUUCUGGAUCUAAACAAGGGGCGUUAAAGCGAAGGUUCUCAGUUUUAGACAAUGACAUUGGAUCUAUUGGUCCUAUCCGAAGAAUUCGUCCAAAACCUAAUCUUCUGUCAUCUAGAGGCUUAAGCUCACCAAUGAUUAAAGAGGCUUGUCAAAACCUGUCAUCUUCCACAAAGAAGCCACUUUUGUUGGGUGAACCCAAUCAUACUUCGGGAAACACAUUAUCAGAAAAUGGGGACAAUGCAGUUCCUCGGGCAUUUUUUUCAACUGUUUCGUCUCAGUCCAGCAAAGCAGCUUCCAGAAUUUUUGAGCAUCUGGAUAAGAUCACCUCUCCAAAGGAGAAAUCGUCUGACCCCAAGUUACUUACUAUGAGUGAUAGAUCACCAACUAAGCUGUCACCCUCCAUGCUACGUGGUCAGGCUCUGAAAAGUCUGGAGCAUGUGGAUUCGUUGAAAUUUCUGGAAAAUUCCCAUUAUAAAAAUAGUAAUAAUUUGGAUGUUUCAUCUAAUCAGAUGCCAAAUGUUACAUCUCAAAAGCAUGACAAGGUUACAGAAGAUGGUCCAUCAAGGAUUGUUGCUCCAUGUGCCAAUGAAGUAGAAUCCGCAACAGAAAAGAAGGAUGUUUUGGUAAAGGUUAAAGUUGCAUCAGACAUUGUUGUUCAUCCUCCUGGAAAGAAACGGGCGUUCAAGAUGAGUGCUCAUGAGUAUCUGGAGCUGGAUGAUGAUGACUAUUCCAAUAACUCUCGUGUGUCUGGUUCAUUUGCUGAUGGGAGAGUGAUGGUGGAUAAGACUGCAGCUGCUAAUCUAAAGAAGCCAGUAGCUCCCACUGAAGUCACACCUCCUGCAUCUUUUACAUUAAACCAGAAGUCCAAUAGCAGAGCGUCUAGUGGUGUAUAUACAGUUGCACCUGGUGCAUUGAAUAUCCUACCAAAAGCACAGAGAUCAGUUAAAGCUGAUAAGAAUAAUUCAGACGCUGAGGUCCCUUCAAGGGUACCAGAAACUCUUGUGUCAGGAUCAUCAUCAUCAGCAGUGACCACGAGCAUAUUUUCUACGACUUAUGAAGUCUCCAACAGUUUGGCAAGUCAAAGUCCUUUCAGCAUAAUGGACCCUACUGCCAACACUAGCAGUGGUAACAAAAUUGCUACUAUUAGUGCCGUUACCACCAGCAGUAGUAAUCUUUUCACCUCAGUCUCAGCGCUGUCCUUUCCAGUGGAACCUAUUUCUAAAUUUCCAGUCUCCACUACAACUGCUGUGACCCAAGUUACAGAAAAUUCUUCGUUGGAAUUGUUAAGAGACAAGAACAAGCGAGACGGUAGUUUUGCGAAUUCAAGUGGCUCUCUUUUUCCUUUCACUUCUGCUACCGCUGCAGGCACAGUUAGUAGCUUUAUGGGAGCUUCUGAUGCUGCGUCCUGCCCUGCUGUGACCAAUCAGUCAGUCCCUACUUCCUUUAGUUCUGGUAGUGGAUCCGGUCCUAGUCCCCAGGCAGUACCUGGAUUCUUGUUCAAAUCUGAACCAGCAACUGCUUCAGCUGUUGUAACGGCAAAAAGGUCUGCGUUGGAACUUUUAGAUGAUAAGAAUAAGCAAGGUGGGAUCUUUAGUACUGUAAGCAGCACCCCAUUUGGUGGCACAUCUGCAACAAGUGCAAGCGCAUCAAGUAACAAAUUUGGAAAUUUUGCUGCUGCUUCUACGCCUACCUUUACUACUCAGUCAUUGGAUUCUGCUCGUUCUAGUGGUGGCAAUGGAACUGAUUCUAGUGCCCUAGUGUCCCCUCCUGGGACUGUAGUUGCGUCUCCCCCACAGAGUGCACCUAUUCAACCUGGUUCUUCAGCUUCCAGUUCUGUUUUCAAUUUUGCCGGAAAUACAGUAGUUGGUUCUUUCACACAGAGUGCACCUGUUCAACCUGGUUCUUCAGCUUCCAGUUCGGUUUUCAAAUUUGCCGGAAAUACAGUAGUUGAUUCUCUCACACAGGGUGCACCUGUUCAACCUGGUUCUUCAGCUUCCAGUUUGGUUUUUAAUUUUGCUGGAAAUACAACUUUCUCUAAUGGGAGCUCUGCACUUGGUUCUUCUACCCCCUCUUCUGGAGUCAACCCAAGCGGCUCCACUACUGCUCCAAGUACUGUAUUUAGUAUCGGGUGGCAACCUUCUACAUCUUCUAAAUUUUCUUCCACACUAAAUUCUACAUCUUCGUCACCUGCAUUUCAAUUCGGUGCAUCUUCAGCCACUGCCUCAACCAACGCUGUAUCUACUUCAUUUGGAGCAUCGUCAAGUUUUGGUGCUACCUCUAACGCUGCAGCCCCGUUUUUUGGAACGCCCUCUGCCUCUGUUUCUACAUCCAGCAGUUCACCUACUUUGUUUGGAACACCCACAGUUUCUGCUCCUACAUCCAACAGUUUACCUACUUUGUUCGGAACACCCACAGGUUCUGCUCCAAGUACCAGCAGUGCAUCGGCUUUUGGAAUGUCCAAUGGUGCAUUGUCAACUGGCAUGUUCUCCUUCACACCAUCUACAACUACUGCCCUAUCACAGCCUGCAUUUGGUAACUCUAAUCCUGCAUUUGGAUUUCCUAUGGCUGCGGCGGGUAAUAAUGAUCAAAUGGUGAGCAUGGAAGAUAGCAUGGCUGAAGACACUGUUCAUGCAUCCCCGCCCGCUUCCUUUUCUCAACAGUCUGUCGUGACUCCUCAAUCUACACCCAUAUUCUCAGCAUUUGGCCAACAGCCCGUGUCAACCCCACCAGCUCCCUUUGUAUUCGGAGGUUCAUCAAAUGGCUUCCAGUUUCCGAGCCAACAGAACCCAUCACCAUUUCAGGUGUCCAACCCGCAGAACCCUUCACCAUUUCAAUCUAAUAGUGUAGGCAGUAGCUUCUCAUUGGGUGCCGCUGACAAGUCCAAUAGAAGGAUAGUGAAGAUUAAUCGCAGCAAGAACAGGAAGAAGUAAUUGGAUUUGGUUUACGAAUGAAGGCAUAACUGCCCUUGUCAGGUUCCAAAGAUCAGAUAUCUUUUUUUUUCCCCUUUUUCUUUCCAUUAUUCUUAGGUGUAAAUUUUCGUGGUUUCCAUGAGGGGGCAAUUUAUACUUGUUUGUAGUCGGAACAAAUAUCCAUCAUUUGUACCAGUACGUGUAUGCCUCUUUUAUUAGCAUAUGUUGAUGUAUGCCACAGCCUUGUUGUGCUGUUGCCUUUUCCUGUCUACUUUGCUAUUUGUAUCAUAAAUGGAAUGAGUUGGAAUUUGUCCUCUA
Messenger RNA from Argentina anserina (silverweed cinquefoil), 4328 nucleotides. RefSeq names its product nuclear pore complex protein NUP1. NCBI's taxonomy places the organism in Eukaryota, Viridiplantae, Streptophyta, Magnoliopsida, Rosales, Rosaceae. The transcript is spliced from 9 exons. The coding region runs from base 99 to 4031 and encodes 1310 amino acids. Gene Ontology annotation, biological process: nuclear membrane organization; poly(A)+ mRNA export from nucleus. Gene Ontology annotation, cellular component: nuclear envelope. The record is from RefSeq and is a predicted model, not a curated record.